AUGGCAACAAUAGACCCCGCACAGUCGACGCUGUACCCCAAGAUCACGACACACAUUCCUGAGAUUAUCGAGCACCUGCGGCGCUUGAACCGCGACCCUGCCCACCCAGAAGCAAACAUCAUUGUGGACCCUAUGCCUUUCAUCGGUACAGUCAAACUUCAUGGCACGCACGCAGAUAUCCUCGUAUACUCCGAUGAUCGCAUCGUCUUUCAAUCGCGCAACAUAACCGGUCUGUCCGUCGCAAAAGAUAACCAAGGAUUUGCGGCAAAUAUUUCAGAGAAAACCGCGGCUGUACUUGGACUGCGAGAUGUGUAUCUGGCAAGAUGGAAAGAGCUAAACCCUAGCACAACAAUUGAGCAAGACUCGCCCGUCGUGAUAGCCGGUGAAUGGAUAGGCGAGAAGAUCCAAAAAGAUGUCGCCAUUUCCCAACUAUCCCGCCGCUUCGUCAUCGUCUCGGUUAACAUCAAUGGUACAUGGCAAAAAGACGAAGCAUACUCCGACAUCUCGCUUCCGGAUCAUGACAUCUAUAACGCCUCAAGAGCCGGCUCCUUCCACACAACACUCUACCCUGACGAUUACGAACGCACAGUAUCAGAAGUCGAACGCUUGACCGAAAGAGUCGCCGCUCGAUGCCCUUUCGCAGCAACUUUCGGUAUAUCCGGCUUGGGCGAGGGUAUCGUCUGGAAACCCAUACCUUGCCAGUACAACGGCGACACCUCUCUAUGGUUCAAAAGUAAAGGAGGGAAGUUCAAACCUACAUUCUUCCGCAUUCCAAAACAACAUGAAGGCGCCGAUAUCAUCAAAGAGCGACGCAAAGCAGCUGGAGUAGUAGCAGUUGCAUGGUGCUCCCAGCAGCGCUUAGAACAAGGCUGGGAUGUGCUGCGCGAGAAGGGUGUUGAGCGCGAUGUGAGGGCACUAGGCGACUUUUUGAAGUGGAUUCAACAUGAUGUUUUGGAGGAAGAGAAGGGACAUAUCAAAGAGCAUGGUGUGGAUGAGGCGGCGUUGAAGAUUGAGAUUGCUAAAAUUGCUAAGCCGUGGUAUAGGGCAAAGCUUAGGGAAGAGGAUGCCUCGUGA
Alternaria ethzedia is the source of this 1074-nucleotide messenger RNA. RefSeq lists its product as uncharacterized. The coding region runs from base 1 to 1074 and encodes 357 amino acids. Lineage: Eukaryota; Fungi; Ascomycota; Dothideomycetes; Pleosporales; Pleosporaceae. The transcript has a single exon. The record is from RefSeq and is a predicted model, not a curated record.